AACGCCUGAACAUCAGCGUUCACGCCAAAUCCAACAUGAAGCGCGCGCACAACCCCCCGAAAGCCGCGCACAAGGUGCACAAGCGCCAGAAGCUCGAGAAGGCCACGAAAUUUGCCGAGAGCAAGCAGAGACGCCGAGUUCAGUUGAACGACCUAGGAUGGAAGACCGUCGGCAUGCCAGAUCGUUUGGAGGACACCGAAGGCUUCUAUGGCCUAGAAGAAAUCGACGACGUCGAAGUUCUCAAAGAUGCGACGACUGGCAACAUAACCUUCCAGACAACCAAGACCGAAGAACAAGUUGCAGAGGAUGUUGAAGCUGCCUGGAAGCGCGAGGAAGAGGAAGCUGCGCGCCUCGAGAAGAUGAUUGGCCAGGAAGGGGUAGAGCUUCCAGUCGAAGACGAAGAAGCAGCAGACGAAGAGCCCGAAGCCAAGAAAACUGCACCUGAGCAGAGUGAGGCGCAAAGCGACAACGAGUCUUUUGCAGGUUUCAGCGACGACGAGCAGCCAGCCACGAACGGCGGCAUCGAAAUCGAAGACCUCGACCCGAACAGCGCGGUGGAAGAUGGGCGGUUGCUGAAAAAGGACCGCCCCGAAAAGCAGGUAGAGAAGCCAAAGACGAAAAAGGAAAAGAAGGCAGAGGCGAAGGCAAAGAGGGAAGCGGAGCGAAAGCUCAAGGACAAUACUGCGGCUAACGCUGGGGAGUCCGCUGAAACAAAUCCAGACUACGUCGAGGAAGAGGGCGUCGAGGCGACUGAGGACUUCGAGAUUUCUGGCGAAGGAGCCUUCGACAUUCUGCUGAAUCAGCCAAUCGACGACGACGAGGUUGAUACGUCUGCGUGGGAGGAGCUCGGCUUGUCUGACAAGGUCAUCGGCGCACUGGCAGGGCUCAAGUUUUCCAAGCCUAGCAACAUUCAAGCUUCGACCAUCCCCGAGAUCAUGGCAGGCAGGGAUUUGAUCGGUAAAGCUUCGACUGGUUCUGGAAAGACCCUUGCUUUUGGAAUCCCUAUUAUUGAGCGCUACCUGGCCACUCAUUCUUCGCCGAAAGACAAGGACUCGAAGACACCGAAUGUGCCUACUGCGUUGAUUGUGGCGCCAACCCGAGAGCUUGCCCACCAGAUCACCGCCCAUCUGAACGAACUGUGCGUCAAGGGUGACUUUGUUGCGCCGCAUAUUGCGACAAUCACGGGUGGGCUGUCCGUGCAGAAGCAGCGCCGCCAGCUUGAGAAAGCCGACGUUGUUGUUGGCACACCCGGCCGAUUGUGGGAAGUUAUCAGCAGCGGCCAAGGUCUUCUGCGCUCUCUUAAGCAGGUCAAGUUUUUGGUCUUGGACGAAGCUGAUCGUCUGCUGAGUCAGGGUCAUUAUCAAGAGCUUGGUGAGAUUCUCAAGGUUUUGGACCGAGAAGACGACGAAGCAGAUGACGAGACGGAACCGAUAGUCGAAGUCGAACGCCAAACACUCGUGUUCUCCGCUACUUUCUCCAAGGGCCUGCAGCAAAAGCUUGCUGGCAAAGUCAAGCAUGGAAACGGUACCGGCGACAUCCUGAACAAGGCCGAUUCCAUGGAAUACCUUCUCAAGAAGCUCAACUUCCGUGAGGAGCAGCCACGCUACGUCGACGUCAAUCCCGAAUCGCAGAUGGCCAGCAAGCUGCGCGAGGGUCUGAUUGAGUGCGCCGGUCCUGAGAAGGAUCUCUAUCUCUACUCUCUCUUACUCUUCCAUCCGAACAAGCGCGCCCUUAUCUUCACAAACUCCAUUGCGGCCGUCCGCCGGCUAACGCCCUUCCUCACGAACCUCAAUCUCCCUGCACUUCCCUUACACUCCAGUAUGAUUCAAAAAGCGCGUCUCCGCUCUAUCGAGCGCUUCAAAGAACGCCCAGGCUCCAUUCUUGUAGCUACUGACGUCGCUGCUCGUGGUCUUGAUAUCCCCAAGGUCGACCUUGUCAUUCACUACCACCUGCCGCGCGCCGCAGACACCUACGUGCAUCGCUCUGGCCGUACGGCACGUGCUGAUGCUUCCGGCUCUAGUAUCAUCAUCUGCGGGCCUGAAGAAGUCGCUGGUGUGCGCCGACUUGUCGCGAAGGUGCACGCGCGUGCUGAGUCAGCCAAGGAGCAGACCAACAAGAAACGCGCAUUCUUCAUUCGCACAUUGGACAUCGAUCGCCGCAUUGUGGGCCGACUCAAGCCGCGUGCAACGCUGUCAAAGAAACUUGCUGACACAGUUAUCGCGAAAGAGAAAAAGAACAGCACUGAUGAUUUGUUCAUGCAGGCUGCCGAGGAUCUGGGCAUCGACUACGACUCAGAUGAGUUCGAGAAGGAGGCCAAGGGCAAAAAGGGGCGAGGCGCUGGAAGAAAGAAGAAGGAGAAGAGUGCGAGUGAGAUGACAAGAGCAGAGUUUGCUUCAAUCAGGCACGAGCUCAAGGGUCUGCUGGCAGAGCGCAUCAACACUGGUGUCAGUGCUAGAUAUCUCACAAGCGGCGGCAUCGAUGUCGAAGCAUUGAUGAAGGGCGAGGGGAACACUGGGUUCUUGGGUGCGGUUGACGGGCUGGGUUUCGACGAUGAUGAGGACGUCAAGCCUGCGCCGGCGCCGGUGGAAGAGGAGUCAGACGAAGAAGACGAAAAGAAUGAGGUCAAUGAUGCGUCUGAAACACCGAAGGCGACGCAGAAACCUAAAGACAAGAAGGCGAGGAAGGAAAAGAAGCGCAAGAGGAAUGCGGAUGGCACGAAGAAGAAGUGGAUUCACCACUGAUUGACUUGUUGAGAUAUCCACACAUAGAUCAUAUUCCAAGGCACUGUGUAACACCUACAGUCCUGAAAAUCGCCAAUGCAUACCUGUGAAUUGCAAAUACCUGACCGAAACAAACUUCAUCAUGCAUUGGAUCCCAGGAGCAAACCCCUCCAACACCACACUGUUCCAAAAAGACAAUUGUCUUAUUCACCAAACAU
Boeremia exigua is the source of this 2938-nucleotide messenger RNA. Its product is annotated as P-loop containing nucleoside triphosphate hydrolase protein. Gene Ontology annotation, cellular component: nucleolus. Gene Ontology annotation, molecular function: ATP binding; RNA helicase activity; nucleic acid binding. The coding region runs from base 36 to 2741 and encodes 901 amino acids. The record is from RefSeq and is a predicted model, not a curated record. The transcript has a single exon. NCBI's taxonomy places the organism in Eukaryota, Fungi, Ascomycota, Dothideomycetes, Pleosporales, Didymellaceae.